AGGUUUACUGCAUUUUCAUCAUGGCAGAAGUAAAGCCAAAACUUCGUCGAGUUGUCACAUUUACCAAAAAUAAUCAUCGUUGGUCUAGGACAUUCGAUGAAACUGAUUUAAGGAAAGAAGAAGAACCGAAAAGCAAAGAUGAUGAAAAAGUUGCAACUGAUAAAGAAGAUAUCACUGAUAAUGGAUCAAAAAAUAUUACAUUUAAAAGGAGUCAAACGAUUAAUUAACCGUGAAUUCCGGAUAUUUGUAAUGUUAUCCGGUUGAUUUCCGUUACUGAUUCAUUUUGAUCCAACUCUUUGAUACCUUUUAUCUAAUUUAAAUAAAAGCAUAUGCUAUGUAAAAAU
Molecule: messenger RNA, 344 nt
Organism: Loa loa (African eye worm)
Lineage: Eukaryota; Metazoa; Nematoda; Chromadorea; Rhabditida; Onchocercidae
Exons: 2
Coding region: 21-227 (68 amino acids)
Source: RefSeq, a predicted model, not a curated record